AUGCAAGAUCAAAUCGACUCGCAUGGCAGCGACGCCACAGAGACCAACGAGUCCAAAGAUCCAGACAGGGAAAUUACCACACUUGCACAGUCGAUUUCACACAUCUCGCGCCAGAACAGUCUGAAUGUCGACAAGACUGAGGGGAUCAAUACCUUCCUCGAUCCAACCGGGGACCCUGAGCUUGACCCCAACAGUGACACGUUCAUAUCGCGCAAAUGGGUCAGGAACAUGCUGCGGAUGGUAUCCAGUGAUGUGAACCGCUACCCGCGUCGUAAAGUAGGGGUCUCGUUUCGCAACCUUAAUGUUUUUGGCUAUGGCACCGCGGCCGACUACCAGAUGAACUUUGCCAACACCUGGCUCAAAGCUGCCGACUGGCUGCGAGGUGUCCUGGGAAAGGACAAGAAAGUACGAAUUGAUGUCCUGCGUGGAUUUGAAGGUAUCGUACAUAGUGGGGAGAUGCUAGUUGUUCUAGGUCGUCCGGGCAGUGGAUGCUCUACCUUUCUCAAGACUAUCGCAGGAGAGACACACGGGCUCUAUCUGGACAAGGACACAAACACGGAAAUACAGUAUGACGGCAUCUCGUGGGACGACAUGCACGGCCGCUUCCGCGGUGAAGUCAUCUACCAAGCUGAAACGGAAAUACAUUUCCCACAGCUGACCGUCGGUAACACACUGCUGUUUGCUGCUCAGGCUCGAGCCCCAAGCAACCGUCUUCCCGGGGUUACACGCGAUCAGUAUGCAGUACAUAUGCGAGACGUCGUGAUGGCGACGCUUGGUUUGACCCAUACCAUGAAUACUAAAGUGGGGAAUGAGUUUAUUCGUGGGGUCUCUGGAGGUGAGAGAAAGCGGGUGAGCAUAGCUGAGACUACACUGUGUGGUUGUCCUUUGCAAUGCUGGGACAACAGCACUCGAGGAUUGGAUAGCUCUACCGCACUCGAGUUUGUCAAGAAUAUCCGCCUCUCCACAGAAUACAGCAACACCACUGCGAUUGUCGCCAUUUAUCAAGCCAGUCAAUCAAUCUACAAUCUUUUCGACAAAGCAAUUGUUCUCUACGAAGGCCGUCAGAUCUAUUUCGGCAAUGCUCACGAUGCACGGCGCUUUUUCAUUGAGAUGGGCUUUGACUGUCCAGAUAGACAGACUACCGCAGACUUCCUUACCUCCCUGACCAGUCCAUCUGAGCGUCUUGUCAGGCCAGGGUUUGAAAGCGCUGUACCUCGUACCCCCGAUGAGUUUGCAGCUCGCUGGAAGUUUAGUCCUGAGCGGAGGGAGCUGCUAGCUGAAAUUGAUGCAAGCCAAAAAAAUAGUCAGAAUCGAGGAAAGUUCGAAGAGUUCAGUGUUUCUCGUGCGGCAGAGAAGCCGAAAGGUACCCGUGCAGCCUCGCCUUACACCUUGUCAUAUCCGAUGCAGAUUCGCCUUUGCCUUUGGCGGGGAUUCCUACGCUUGAAGGGGGAUCUCAGCAUGACGCUCGCUACUGUGAUUGGCAAUACGGCUAUGAGUCUAAUCAUUGCCAGUAUAUUCUACAACUUAGAGGCUGAUACGGACAGCUUUUUCCGACGUGGUGCUUUGCUUUUCUUUGCAAUUCUCAUGAACGCAUUCUCAAGCGCUCUCGAGAUUAUGAUCAUGUGGCACCAACGGUCCAUCGUGGAAAAGCAUGACAAGUAUGCUUUGUACCACCCUUCAGCAGAAGCUAUCAGUUCUUACAUCGUGGAGAUGCCCUCAAAGGUCUUGCUUGCAAUUGUGUUCAAUCUAAUUAUCUACUUCAUACCGCACCUUCGUCGAACCCCAGGUCAUUUCUUUAUCUUCUUCCUGUUUUCCUUUACCACAACCCUGGUAAUGUCGAAUCUCUUCCGUUUUAUCGGUGCAAUUUCAAGAUCUAUGGAGCAAGCAAUGCUUCCUUCGUCACUCUUCAUGAUGAUUUUGGUUAUCUACACUGGGUUCACCAUCCCAGUCAGAGAUAUGCAUCCUUGGUUCAGGUGGUUAAAUUACUUGAACCCAAUUGCCUAUGCUUUCGAAUCCUUAAUGAUCAACGAAUUCAGCGGUCGACAAUUUCUCUGCGCCCAGUAUGUACCGGGUAUCUUACCUAUGUAUAAGGAUGCACCAAUGAGCUCGAAAAUAUGUUCGCAAAAGGGUGCAGUGGCAGGGCAAGAUUUUAUCGACGGAGAAGCGUACAUCAACACCACUUAUCGAUAUUUCAAGUCACAUCUGUGGCGCAAUUAUGGUAUUCUCUGUAUAUUCUUUGUGGCUUUCUUGGUGAUGUACAUCGUUGCCAGUGAGCUCGUUCGCGCUAAACCAUCCAAGGGUGAGAUCCUUGUGUUUCCACGCGGUAAAAUCCCAGUCUUUGCCAGGAACCGCAAGGAUGACGCAGAAAGAGUCAUUGCUUCGGAGAAACGUGCGGUUGCGGUUGCUGACAAUGAAGAUCAAACUGCAGCCAUCAUUCGUCAGACCUCCAUCUUUCAUUGGGAAAAUGUAUGCUAUGACAUCAAAAUUAAAGGAACACCACGUCGCAUCUUGGACUGCGUGGAUGGCUGGGUCAAGCCAGGCACUCUUACAGCUCUAAUGGGUGUCACUGGAGCGGGUAAAACGUCUCUCCUCGACGUUUUGGCAGACCGUGUUACCAUGGGAAUGAUAACUGGAGAUAUGCUCGUUGACGGCCGUCCUCGAGAUGAUUCGUUCCAGCGCAAGACAGGCUAUGUCCAGCAACAGGACCUUCAUCUUGAGACCAGCACAGUCCGCGAGGCUUUGACUUUUAGCGCUCUUCUUCGCCAACCUGCCAGUACUCCUCGCAGCGAAAAGAUCGCCUAUGUCGAAGAGGUUAUUCACAUGCUCGGCAUGGAGGAAUACGCAGAGGCUGUUGUCGGGGUCCUUGGCGAAGGACUGAACGUUGAACAACGAAAGCGAUUGACCAUUGGCGUGGAGCUUGCAGCCAAGCCAGCACUCUUGCUCUUUUUCGAUGAGCCAACAUCGGGCUUGGAUAGUCAAACUGCAUGGUCAAUUUGCACUUUGAUGCGCAACCUUGCCAACCAUGGCCAGGCCGUUUUGUGUACCAUCCACCAACCUUCGGCUAUGCUCAUGCAGCAAUUUGACCGGCUGCUCUUUCUGGCAAAAGGAGGACGCACGGUCUAUUUCGGAGAACUCGGACAACACAUGAGGACAUUGAUCGAAUAUUUCGAGAGCAAGGGGUCAAUCAAAUGUCCUCGAAACGCAAACCCCGCCGAGUGGAUGCUAGAGGUGAUUGGAGCUGCUCCAGGCUCCCACGCGGAUAGAGAUUGGGCCGAUCAAUGGAACAACAGCAGUGAGUGUGAACAGGUCCGUCUGGACCUGGCUGCAAUGAAAGCAGAGCUGCUGGAGAAGCCUGAGCCUCCACGAGACGCGGGAUACGGACAAUUUGCGAUGCCAAUCUGGUAUCAGUUUGUGAUUUGUAUUCAACGAAUGUUUCAGCAGUACUGGAGGUCUCCAGGAUACCUUUACUCCAAAGCUGCGACAGCUAUCAUCCCUCCACUUUUCAUCGGAUUCACAUUCUGGCAUAUGCCGACCAGUCUUCAAGGCUUGCAAAAUCAGAUGUUUGCCAUUUUCAUGCUGCUGAUCAUCUUCCCGAAUCUGGUACAGCAAAUGAUGCCCAGCUUUGCUACCCAACGCGCUUUGUAUGAGGUGCGAGAACGGCCAUCUAAGACAUAUGCGUGGCAGGCAUUCAUGAUGGCCAGUAUCUUUGUGGAAUUGCCAUGGAAUAUCCUAGUCUCCGUGCCGGCUUUCUUCUGUUGGUUUUAUCCGAUCGGACUGUAUCACAACGCAGAACCGACUGAUGCAGUGGUUGAGCGAAGCGGAGUGAUGUUCCUACUGAUCUUAAUCUUCCUCAUGUUUACAUCGACGUUCAGUUCCAUGGUCAUUGCCGGUAUCGAGCAGCCUGAGACUGGUGGUAACGUUGCUCAGCUCUUGUUCUCGCUAUGCUUGAUCUUCAACGGUGUGCUUGCGAGCCCGUCCGAUUUGCCCCGCUUCUGGAUCUUCAUGUAUCGCCUCUCCCCGUUCACGUAUCUUGUGUCAAGUGUACUCUCAACAGGGGUGGCGGGGACAACUGUGGAAUGUUCGAGUAUUGAGCUGCUCACAGUCUCGCCUCCUGCUGGACAAAAUUGCUCCAGCUAUCUGGGGCCGUACAUCGAUGCUCUACAUGGCCGCUUGUUGAAUCCUGAAGCAUCAACGAAUUGCGAGAUCUGCUCCAUGUCGAGGACGGACCAGUUCUUGGAGGGCUUGGGCAUGCGGUACUCGGACCAUUGGCGCAAUAUCGGAGUGCUGUUUGCCUUUGUGGGGUUUAAUAUUGUUGCUGCUGUGUUCUUGUACUGGCUCAUCCGUGUGCCUAAGCAAUGGUCGCGGAAGGUCAAGGCUUGA
Penicillium antarcticum is the source of this 4380-nucleotide messenger RNA. RefSeq names its product pleiotropic drug resistance family ABC transporter. The transcript has 4 exons. Gene Ontology annotation, cellular component: membrane. The coding region runs from base 1 to 4380 and encodes 1459 amino acids. Gene Ontology annotation, molecular function: ATP hydrolysis activity; ATP binding; ABC-type transporter activity. Lineage: Eukaryota; Fungi; Ascomycota; Eurotiomycetes; Eurotiales; Aspergillaceae. Gene Ontology annotation, biological process: transmembrane transport. The record is from RefSeq and is a predicted model, not a curated record.